UGUAACAAGCACGUGCUAUCAUUCAAUUUGUCUCAGUCUUCUCUUAGAACCAUGUUUCUCUCUCACUCUCACACUGACAGUGUCAACUUCUUCUUCUUCUUCUUCACUGAACUUUGCAUCCAACUCAGUUAUCACAAGUUCUCACAGUGCUGAACUCAACUUCAAGAAUCAAUCACAGAUCUAAUUCAAUGGUUAUGAUUGAGAAAUUAAUAGUUCUUUGAUAUCAGAAAACUGUUCAAGAUUGAAGCAUUGCAGGACUAUUUUUUGGUGAAUUUGGGGAAAGGAAUGUGUAUUUCUAAAAGGGUCAAGCUUAUUAGUGAUAUAUGAAUCAUGAUUGUUGAGGAAAGGAAUAUAAUGGAGGAAAGCAGCAAUAGAGGUGAAUUUCAGGCUAGUUUAGCGAAACUAUCUUCAUUAAGGUCAGGUGGAAGUUUUAAAUCAACAUUAUCAGGAAGAUCAUCUCCACGAAAUAAUUCUCCUUCGUUUCGAAGACUAAACUCUAAUCGAACACCGAGGAAAGAAGGAAGAACUCUUGGUGGUUUUCUGUUGUUUCGGAGCAAUCGUGUGUUGUUGUGGCUGCUUCUAAUUACCCUCUGGGCUUAUCUUGGAAUUUUUUUUCAGUCCAGGUGGGCACAUAUUGAUAAGAAGGAGGAAUUUUCUGGCUUUGGAACCGGGCCAAGAAAUACUGGCGUAGAUGCUGAUCCAAGUCUUCGCCGUGAUUUGAUUGCUAGUGAUGAUUCCUUGUCUGUUAAUAAUGAGACGGUUAGAAAUAAAGGAGGGAUUGGUAGAACAAUAAAUGUAGCCUUGGCGAAGAAGGAAAGUGAUGAUGAGGUUCCUUCUCGUCGUAAAGCAAGCCCAAAGAAGAAGAGCAGGAGAUCUUCGAAAGGUAAAGCUCGUGGUAAGAAAAAACCACCAAUAGUGGAAAUUAAGAACAAUGAUAUAGAAGAGCAGGAACCAGAAAUUCCUCAAACCAAUAGUACGUAUGGAUUACUUGUUGGUCCAUUUGGCUCAACAGAAGAUAGGAUUUUGGAAUGGAGUCCUCAAAAACGUUCCGGGACAUGUAAUAGGAAGGGGGACUUUGCACGCCUUGUUUGGUCCAGAAGAUUUAUCUUGAUAUUCCACGAGCUUUCCAUGACCGGAGCUCCACUCUCAAUGUUGGAAUUGGCAACAGAGCUUUUGAGCUGUGGUGCCACUAUUUCGGCUGUUGCACUUAGCAGGAAAGGUGGUUUGAUGUCAGAGCUUUCUAGAAGACGGAUCAAGGUGCUUGAGGACAAAGCAGAUCAAAGCUUCAAAACUGCAAUGAAGGCUGAUCUUGUAAUUGCUGGUUCAGCUGUAUGUGCAUCAUGGAUUGAACAAUAUAUUGAACGUUUUCCUGCUGGUGCGAGCCAAGUUGCUUGGUGGGUCAUGGAAAACCGUAGAGAGUACUUUGACCGUUCAAAGGGUGUCUUGCACAGAGUAAAGAUGUUGGUUUUUCUUUCGGAAUCACAAUCUAAACAAUGGCAAAAAUGGUGUGAAGAAGAAAACAUAAAAUUGAGAUACCAACCUGCAAUUGUUCCUUUGUCUGUUAAUGAUGAACUGGCAUUUGUAGCCGGCAUUCCUUCUACACUUAACACUCCGUCCUUUAGUACUGAUAAAAUGAUUGAGAAAAGGCAGUUGUUGCGAGAAUCGGUCCGAAAAGAAAUGGGAUUAACUGACAAUGAUAUGCUUGUAAUAUCUCUAAGUAGCAUCAACCCCGGAAAGGGCCAGCUAUUGCUUCUUGAAUCAGCAAGCUCAGUAGUAGAACACGAACAAUUGCAAGAUGAUAAGAAAAUGAAAAAAUUAUCAAAUAUAAAGGAAGGCUUGUCUACACGGACUAGACGACAUCGGAUGAGAAAAUUGUUACCAUUGUUGAAAGACGGCAAAGUAGCUCUGAAGGAUACCUCAAACAAUUCUUUAAGCAGAAGGAAGCAAUUGUUGGCUAAUAACAAAGCAACAAUGCAGCAAUCUCUCAAAGUUCUCAUUGGCUCUGUUGGAUCCAAAAGUAACAAGGUGGAUUAUGUUAAAAGCCUCCUAAGUUUCUUAGAACAGCAUCCAAACACUUCGAAAUCAGUUUUGUGGACUCCAGCCACAACACAGGUUGCCUCAUUAUACUCUGCAGCAGAUGUUUAUGCCAUAAACUCUCAGGGACUUGGAGAGACAUUUGGACGGGUGACUAUAGAAGCAAUGGCAUUUGGUCUUCCGGUUCUCGGAACAGAUUCUGGGGGAACGAAGGAGAUAGUUGAGAACAAUGUUACAGGUCUUCUUCAUCCAAUUGGACGUGCAGCGGGGAACGAUGUCCUUGCACAGAAUCUUCUGUAUUUACUUAAAAACCAGUUGGCAAGGAAGCAAAUGGGGAUAGAAGGCAGGAAAAAGGUGGAGAGGAUGUAUUUGAAGCAACACAUGUAUAAGAAAUUUGUUGAGGUUAUUGUUAGGUGCAUGAGAAGCAAAUAAACCCUUGCAAUACUCUCAUUCGUUUUUUUUCUUUUUCAAUUAAAUUUACUCAUUCACAAAAUACAUAAUUUAGUGACUGCUGGUUGUCAUAGUUGUGCCAAUUUAUGACUAGCUAGCUCUCCUCUAUUUUCUUUUAUCAGAGGAAAUGAAUGUCAUUAUGCAUUUCUAAGAAGCAAUAUUCAUUAGUGUUUGAGUACAACAAAUCAAUUUACUCAACAGAGUACCAAA
Medicago truncatula (barrel medic) is the source of this 2694-nucleotide messenger RNA. RefSeq lists its product as uncharacterized. The record is from RefSeq and is a predicted model, not a curated record. Gene Ontology annotation, molecular function: glycosyltransferase activity. Lineage: Eukaryota; Viridiplantae; Streptophyta; Magnoliopsida; Fabales; Fabaceae. Bases 331 to 2466 code for a protein of 711 amino acids. The transcript is spliced from 6 exons.